AUGAGCCCCCACAAGGGUCAAGAUGAACAGACAGGUGGAGACCGCAGCUCAAAGGGAUUCCAAGGCAUGAAGACGACAGAUCCAGAGUUCAUUCCUUCAAUCAAGAACCUUGUGGCGGACCUUUCCAAACACAUUAAAGAGGAGGAUGGGGAUCCUGUGUAA
Molecule: messenger RNA, 162 nt
Organism: Histoplasma mississippiense
Lineage: Eukaryota; Fungi; Ascomycota; Eurotiomycetes; Onygenales; Ajellomycetaceae
Exons: 2
Coding region: 1-162 (53 amino acids)
Source: RefSeq, a predicted model, not a curated record